Aspergillus terreus NIH2624 is the source of this 2130-nucleotide messenger RNA. Its product is annotated as glutamyl-tRNA synthetase. Gene Ontology annotation, biological process: translation; glutamyl-tRNA aminoacylation. Gene Ontology annotation, molecular function: ATP binding; glutamate-tRNA ligase activity. The transcript has 2 exons. Gene Ontology annotation, cellular component: methionyl glutamyl tRNA synthetase complex; cytosol; cytoplasm. The record is from RefSeq and is a predicted model, not a curated record. The coding region runs from base 1 to 2130 and encodes 709 amino acids. NCBI's taxonomy places the organism in Eukaryota, Fungi, Ascomycota, Eurotiomycetes, Eurotiales, Aspergillaceae.
AUGCAAACCAUUACUGUCGCCUCAAAGGCCAAUGGCGGCUUAGUCCUUCCUGCGUUGCUUGCGGCAACAUACUUCUCGCAGUGCAGCCCUGACGACGCCAUUUCAGUCGAAUGCAAAGACGUGGAGACUCAUGGACACGAAAAUGCCAAAACCAUCCUCCUGAGAACAAACGAUGGGAAAUUUAUCGCUGACGGAUUCGUGAUCAAGCACUUGGUGGACCAUAUUCAACUCCCAUGGGGAGUGAGGAAGAGCGAUCUCAUCGAAUGGCUGGAUCGCUCGGCGGCCCUUGCAGUCCCUGACUUCAAGUUGUUGGAUCAGCCCAUGAAGGAGCUGGAGUCUCACCUCGCCUUGCGUUCUCACAUCCUUGGACACACCCUGACCUUGGCUGAUGUUGCGGUUUGGGGUGCUCUUCGUGGAAACAAAGUUAGCACCAGAAUCCGCCGGAACUACGCCAACAUAAACCGUUGGUUUGACUACGUUGAAGCUUCGAAUCCUUGGAUGACGGAUGUUGUCGUGGAUCUUAGCAACGCCGCACGGCAGAGAAAGGCCGCAGCGAGUGCAGCUGGUGCAAGUUAUAACAUCGGUCUGAAAAACACCGAAAAUGGCAUUGUCACGAGAUUUCCUCCUGAACCCUCUGGAUACCUUCAUAUCGGUCAUGCAAAGGCAGCCUUGCUGAAUGACUAUUUUGCCCACGAAUACCUUGGGUCUGACUCACGCGGGGUUCUCAUUUGUCGAUUUGAUGACACGAACCCUUCGAAAGAGUCCGAAGAGUUUCAGGAUUCAAUUCUGGAGGACUUAGCAUUGAUUGGUAUCUAUCCUGACAGAAUUACUUAUUCCAGUGACUACUUUCAGCAGAUGUAUGAAGCUUGUGUCAAGCUCAUCCAGGGAGGCAAGGCAUAUGCGGAUAAUACGCCGAAGGAGGUCAUGGGAGAACAAAGGGGGAAAGGUAUUGCGAGUCUUAAUCGAGACAUGAGCGUUGCGAAUAGCCUUGACCGGCUCGAAAAGAUGAAGGAUGGCACAGGGCUAGAAUGGUGUAUCCGUGCGAAGAUUUCCGUCGACGACCCAGUGAAAUGCCUACGCGAUCCAGUCAUCUACCGCUGCAACCUCCAGCCUCAUCAUCGAACUGGCACAACCUGGAAGAUUUACCCCACGUACGACUUCUGUGCUCCUUUUCUUGAUUCUCUAGAGGGUGUGACUCAUGCGCUCCGAACUAAUGAGUAUCGGGACCGUAACCCACAGUAUACAUGGAUUCAAGAGGCUCUCGGUAUCCGGCAGGUAGAAAUUUGGGACUUCUCUCGCCUCAAUUUCGUUCGCACUGUGCUUUCUAAGCGAAAGCUUACUGUCUUAGUUGACAAUGGUGCCGUUUGGGGUUGGGACGAUCCUCGAAUGCCUACCGUUCGUGGUAUCCGACGCAGAGGAAUGACAGUACCUGCUCUUCGAGAAUUUAUUCUGAAACAGGGACCGAGUCAGAACGUCAUCAAUCUCGAAUGGUCGUCUCUCUGGGCCACCAAUAAGAAAUACAUCGAUCCCGUUGCUCCGAGACAUACUGCUAUCCCCAAAGAUAAUGCCGUUACUGUGAUUGUCAAUGGUGUGAAUCGGACCAGUUCUGAAGAAAAGCCACGACACAACAAGAACGCAGACCUGGGCACGAAAAAGGUCUUUUUCUCUAGAAAGAUUCUUCUAAGCCAAGAAGAUGCCGCAUCUUUGAAGUUGGCCGAGGAAAUCACACUCAUGAAUUGGGGCAAUGCGAUUGUCAAAAAAGUCUCUUCCAGUCCGUCCAGCAUUGUCUCCGAAAUGGAGGUAGACCUUCACCUCGAAGGCGACUUCAAGAAGACCGAGAAGAAGUUGACUUGGCUAGCAAAGGAGGCAUUCAAUAUGGUCCCUGCCGAACUCGUCGAUUUUGACUACUUGAUCACCAAGGACAAACUCGACAAGGAGGAUGAUCUCUUCUCUUUUGUGACACCGAAGAGUGAGUUUCGGACUGAGGCCUGGGCCGACUGCAAUGUCAUGAGCCUCGCUCGAGAUGAUAUUAUUCAAUUUGACCGUAUUGGAUUUUUCCGAGUCGACCAAGCUUAUGAGGAGGGAAAACCCGUCGUUCUUUUCAGCAUCCCAACGGGUAAAGGCGCUUGA